AUGUCAGCACUGAUUAGAUCUCAGAUCACAAAAAACACACGCGCAAAGUAUUUUUGCGAUAAGUGUCUGGAUGGAUUUGGACGAAAGGAUCUUUUAAAGGAACACCUGGAAAUGUGUCUGAAGGAGAAUGAAAAAGGUGUGGGUAAGUUUCCUGAUAAGGGAUCCGUCUGUGAGUUUGAAGGAGUAAGGAAAAUGCAGAUUCAUCCGUACGUAAUCAAUGCGGAUACGGAAUCUUUUUUGAAGAAAAAAGAAAAGGUCGGAAGAAUUAACAGGAAGAAAUUAAAAGGUUCGGGUAGGAAACAUUUACACGAUCACGUGAUGAAUUCCUAUUGUUUUCAUACUGUAAGUACGAACGAAGAUAGAAUGAAGUCGGAAACGGUUCAGAAAACGUCGGUUCACGAAUUACAAUGCAUAUCGGAUAGGUUUGUAGACGAUCUUGUUGCAAAGGUACGCGAAUUUUUUCGGAACACCAACGAUCCACUUCCCAUGGAGGAAAUGACCGAGGACUUGAAAAAAUCUCAUCUAUCGGAGACGAGAUGUUACGUAUGUAAUUCUGAGUUUACCGAGGAAAAUUUAAAGGUACGAGAUCAUUGUCAUUUUACGGGAAAAUAUCGCGGGGCUGCAUGUAACGCAUGUAAUCUUGAAAUGACAGCACCAACAUUCGUUCCGGUUUAUUUUCAUAAUCUCGAGGGAUACGAUGCACAUUUAAUUAUUCGGGCACUUGCGAGAAUUCCGGGUAGGUUUAAAAAUAUUUCAAAAACGGAACAGAAUUACAUUUCUUUUUCAAAGAUGAUUUGGAUGGGUCCGUUUACGGAUAAGGAAACCGAGGAAGAAUAUAAUAAGCAGGUGGAAAUUCGGUUCCUGGAUUCGUGUAAGUUGAUGCAAUCAUCGUUAGCAAAACUAGCCAGCGGAUUGAAAAAAGAGACGGAUUUUAUUCAGUUGGAUCGAUACUGUGAUGAAAUGGGAUAUACGAAGAUUCAGCGGGAUUUAUUAAAACAGAAGGGAGUUUAUCCUUACGAGUACAUGGACGACCACGAAAAGUUUGACAUGAGUCGUCUUCCACCAAAAAGAUUUUUCUACAACGGAUUAAAAAUGGAAGAUGUUACGGACGAGGAAUACGAACGCGCUAAAAAGUAUGGAAGACGUUCGGAAUGGAAAGCAUGCUGGAUUAUCAUAAUUUAUAUCUCGUAACGGACAUGUUAAUUUUAUCGGACGUGAUCGAAAACUUUCGGAAGGAAAGUCGCGAAACGUACGGGCUUGAUUCACCGUGGUAUUACACGGCUCCGGGGCUUUCGUGGGAUGCAGCAUUAAAAAAGACCAGAAUUAAAUUAGAGUUGAUUACCGACCCUCGAAUGUAUAGAUUUAUAGAAAAUGGAAUUCGUGGUGGAAUAAGUACGUCGAUAAUGCGAUACGGAACGGCCGACAAUAAAUAUGUUGAUAUUUCGGAAAUUCCCGAAGGUAUCAUAAAUUUAAUGCGUGACCUAAAUUUAAAAAUCAGAAAGGAUCCAACCGAUAUUCGCGAAAAGGUUUUAGAAUUCGAGAAUGAUGUUUGUAAAUUUUUAUGGGAUUAUAGUCAGGAGGACGACGAUAAAAUUAUGAGAUACAUCGAAAAGAAUCUGACGCGAUGGGUAGCAUGUCUUAGCGAUCAUGGAAAGGAGGAUGAUUCCGUAUUCAUUCCGUACCUGGACGCAAACGGUUUGUAUUCUUACGUCAUGACACAACCGUUACCCUACGCCGACUUUGAAUGGAUGUCGGAAGAAGAAAAGGAAAAAUGGGAUAGUCUUCCGGAAGGGAAAGGAUGUUUUUUAGAAGUGGACCUGGAAUAUCCGAAGGAACUUCACGAUCUUCAUAGUGACUGUCCACUUGCUCCGGAAAGGAUACUAACGGAAAGCGGCGGUAUGAAACUGGCACCGAAUUUAUACGAUAAGAAAAGGUAUAUUCUCCACGUGAAAAAUUUAAAAUUUAAUUUGGAGCACGGUUUGAAAUUAUUGGAAAUUCAUAAUGGCGUUAUGUUUUCGGAACGAUCAUGGUUAGCCGAAUACAUUCACAUGAAUAUUGAACUUAAAACGCAAUCCAGAUCGUCGGAAUGGUUUCAUUACGUGCAAAAUUGUAUGCUUAUAAAUUGGAAAAUGGUAAGGAGGGAAAAAGGGCAAAGGGAAUUAAAAAAGCAACGAUUAAAAAAACGUUGCGAUACGAUGAUUUUAAAGAUUGUCUUUUCACGGGAGAAAAACAACAACGUGAAAUGGAUGUGAUCCGAAGUUACGAUCAUUAUAUUCGUACGGAAAGGAUUACAAAAGUAGCGUUAUCAUCCGACGACGAUAAGCGUCAUAUUUGUAAGGACGGAAUUCACACGCUAGCACAUGGACAUAAGUAUAUCAGGUACUAGUCUUGGUAACAACUUUCAACAGAAUUUAAGAUUGAUCCGAAAGAUCUUACAAGUAAAAUCUAAGUAAAUUUACGUCCGUCCUACAAUUCCUCGCAAGUAAAUUUUAAACAAAGUUCAACAAAAUUAAAGUAUUUUCUUUCCAUACAAUAAAGCAAAUGACAGAAGUAAAUCCAGAAUCCGUUCCGGUGACCGAACCGGAAAAAGUGAAAGAUCCACGUCGAGUCAAAGCGGGGAAAAAGUUGGGAGCGAUGAGUCAGGAAUACAAGAAAGCAAAAAAAGAAAGGUUGGAAAAAAAUCUAGGAGCGGAAGUUCGUGGAGAAUGUAUGACGGAAGGUAGAUGGAUUUCCAUCGAAAGAUUAUGUAUGAUAUUUGGAUUAGGAAUCGGGCUGGGAUCGUUGUAUUUAACGUGGAAAAGUCAUGAUGAUAAAAAACCUGCGAAACAAGAAAUUAUCUACGAGAAUAACAACGAUGUAGAAAAGGAUCCGCCAAAAGAACCUUUCGACGACUUGUUUGAUUAA
Molecule: messenger RNA, 2904 nt
Organism: Paramuricea clavata
Lineage: Eukaryota; Metazoa; Cnidaria; Anthozoa; Malacalcyonacea; Plexauridae
Source: the annotation of a GenBank genome assembly